AUGGUCGGUCGACAAAACAUGGCAAAGACAACGCUUAUCAACCGUCUGAUCGGGCGAUAUCUUCUGCCCAUGCGACGAAACGAAACAGCCAACACUCUUCAAGCGCGGACUACAUACCCCAUCAUACUGAAUCUCCGCAACGGUCCCAAGACAAUCGUGGAAGUGCGAUGUGAUACGUGCCAGGGUAUUGGAGGAGAGGUGGAAAACCCCACGGAUGAUCAAGUGGAGGAUUUCCUUAAACAGGUUGCUGGUCAUCUUCCCAAAGAAGAAGGAACUCCUAUAUCCAAGACUCCAGUUAAUGUGACCCUUCAAGGUAUGAUACUGUUCGCAUACAGCUGUUUCGAGAAAGGUUGUCGAAAAAAAUGUGCACGCGACAAUCCCGAAAGGUAAUAUGGGACAUGAUCAAUACACUGUUCCUGACACUGUAGCUGUGGAGCCUACUUUUGUUGGUUUCCUCUAGCACUCGCAAACACACGUCCUCGGCCUCUCGUGCCAUUCUUGCAAAUUUCUUUGAAGAACAGUUAACUCAAAACCACCCACAAUACCCUUCGAGAUUGACGCGUGCACUUUUACCGACAACUUUUUUCGAAAUCGCUGUAUAUCUAGUUCCUUAAGGUCUCAAUAUACCGCCCGGUCUAUAGGUUUCGAUUCUAGUGGUGCAGCAGUUCGUCUCGGAAAUUCUUUGACCGAACAGGAAUGGGAAGACCCUGUAUCGGGACGAAGCAAAUUCUCUUCGAUAAUCGAAAGUUGGCUACGUUUACUUGAAAUCCGGUGAACCACAGAUCUCCUUACUUCAAGUUCCAUGAUAAGUCCCUAGUUGUCUCCCGCCUUUCUUUUAGCACACUUUGCGGGGACAAAAUUUCACGUUUUUCCAGUGAUAAGAAUGCAAGUUGGCUGAACAGCUUCAAAAAAUAUUUGUUUUCUUGCUUAUUGUUUUAGUUCGACAAAACCAACCCUUAUCAGGGGAUGAAAAAAAAAGUCUCAGGCACAUUGCAAUCACGAUACAACCAAAGGCCAAGGGACUGACAAAUAUGUUUGUUUUAACGAGCAAGCUUGUCUUCAGAACGUUUCCCUUAGAAAAUAUGGGAGGGGCGCUACCUACUCUUUCCUCUUCCUCUCCCUCUCUUCGUCCUUAUUUUUUCUCUCUCUCCAACUUCGCACCAUGCUCCACUAUCUGAACGGCUGGAACAGUCUAGCCAACCCACCAAGCUUGUCAGGAAAUCCGUCUAGGACACCUCGAGCAGUUCUAAGCAUCCUGCACUCACUUGCAUGACGCGAAUUGACUCGAGACGAGGGUGACUCACCCCUCUUCUUGUCCUCUGCCUCAGGUCCCAAACUCACCACCUUGACUUUAGUCGAUCUUCCCGGCGCUCACUUCGCCAACGACGACCCUCGGAUGAACCAGGCAACCCAAUCUCUUGUGUUAGACUACAUUGAGAAGAACACAAAGAGUAUUAUCGUUAUAGUUUCCGAAGUAGGGGACCCCACAGGAGACAGUGCUAUUAACCUGGUAAUGCGAAAGGCUAAGGAUUUCAGGCAGCGGACCAUAUGUGUACUGACUAAACCAGACAGGCUGAGAGAAUCAGAUGACAUGGGCGUAAAAGUAGCAUUAAACAAGUCAAGUUUCACACUGGAGGACGGUCGCUUUAUUGUGUUAAGAGGUACAAUAGGAGUUGUUGCUUUAAUCUUCUUUGCACAUCACCAGGAGCCCAUAAUCUGCAGAGAGCAACUUUCAUCUACUCGUGUUAUGGUGUUUUCACCAAUCAGUUUAUUUUUAGGAAUAUUUUGGCGCGAAUUUAGAAUAGCUUUCAAGUGCCACAAACAAGUCAGAAACUAUAAAAACCUAAAAGAGGUACUAAUGAACUUUUAAUGAUGUUUAGUUUUCCUCUUUGGUUUGUUGUGAUUUGUUUGCACACUUGGGCGAAGCAAAGCUUCCUUUUUUCGCCAAAAUAAGUUCUUUUAAAUGUACCUAAAAAUAAACUGGUCCAUGAAAAAUGCUGUGACAUAGACCUAGUACUGAGGAGUAGCUCGCUCCAGCUUAUAGGCUUUUUUCAUAACGUUUUAAGUCUGAGUUUCAGGUGCUUCUGAGGGAAUAGGAAUAGACAUGCGAAGAGGGGAGAAUCACCUCUCCCAUAACCCCAAAUGUGGCUCCGAUACUCAGGCUAUAUCGUUUGCAGCGAUUUUUAUGGUUGAGAACAUUCCAAAAGGAAAGAGAAAUUAGUAGGAGCCCGAGCUCCUGGUGUUGGACGGUGGUACACAAUGUCUUUUCUCUAGAUUCAAUCAAAAUCCUUUUUAAAAUUCGGAAUAAUUAGGGGGUUUUUUUGUAUCUUACAAAUUAUUUGUUUUUUAAGAGUUUUAAUUAUGAAAGAGGAAAGAACUAAAGCUAUUCUCCACUCAUUCUGUGAACAAACAGGAAAAGAUGGCACAGACGCAAACGAAAAGGACUGGGACGCAGAGAUGACCCGUGUCAAGGAAAAGGAGUGGUUCGCGCGUCAUCCUCAAUACAAAAACACUCUUAAACUGUGUGGAAUUGACCGGCUCAUGGAUACCAUGAUCUCACUUCUGGCCCAAAAAAUGAUUACUGAAAUUCCAGUCUUAGUUCGUGAAAUGAGGGAACGAAAGGCAGAGGUAGGAUAUGAAAACAAUGACGUCUUCCUGUUUAUAUGGAGGAAGGAUGCCCCUGGUAGAAGGAUCACCCGCCUACCCUAGCCACCCUAGGCGAGCCAGCUCUUCAUGCAUUUCCUCCUGAAAACGUGGCGAGCCGUUUACAAUCAGAGCAUGCGCCAGCGUUGUUUUAAACAAUCAACGCAUGCGCCAGAAAUGUUGACUCGGUCAAAGGGAUCAUUUUUUUUCUCAUAAACGCUCGCUAAAGUUGAAUCGGCCGCGGCAGAGAGGGUGGCCCAUCUACACGGAAAGGGGCCUAACUUUACCCAACAAUCUCAGCGACACAUAUAAAUCAAAUUAUGUCACCUGUUGAACCCCAGAUAUCGUGUGUAUGGAACUUUUAUGCUUUGUUCAUAGGGUCGUUGCUUUUCAAUUGCGCUAUAUUUUCAAUUUAAGCGAUACACCUGUGCACAAUACACGCGAUAAUAAAACAUCUCGUUGCCAUAUCUAGGUGGAAUCAGAACUCAAACUUUUGGCCCAUAGCGAAGUACCUGAGUCGAGUGAAGGCAAAGGGGCGCUUGUAAUGAAACUCAAGCAAACUCUCAUCACUCAGCUGAAGACGCUUCUCUUUAACAACACGUCCGACAUUGAAGGAGGAGAGCAAGUGCGAACAUUGUUCAAUAAAUUCCACGACACUGUAUACAAGGUAGGCGAAAGGAUAGUGCCAAUUAAUUCUUUAAUUAUUGAUUAAUUAUUGAUUUGUUGGGUGUUAUUGGGUCGUUUGGUGCUGCCCACAAACCUUAUGACCAGCGGUACAACAAUGACAAGGGGAAGGGGUACUCCUGAAAGGUGUUUAUGUUUUUGAUUGGAAAGUCAGAGUGAAACUUUUGUUCUGAUAUUUCGUUUUGGCCGAAGUGUCUUAACUAAUUUUGUCGCCAGCAAGGGAAAAUGAAAGGGCGGUGUCAGGAGUUUCGUUUAACUUGCUGCCUUAAGUUUCGAAAGAAAAGUUAUAUUAUUGUUUUUUGAGAGAAACCUUUUUUCAAAUCUAGGUAGAUCCCCUGGUCAAGCGAAAUGAUGACGAGAUACGAAAACAGCAAAGGAAACUCGAGGGUGUGGCAGCUCCUCUUGGGGACAGCAGUGAAAACAGCCAACUGCUGCAAAAACUGCUUUAUGAGUCGUACCAGGGAAGGAGCACUGUGCCAAUUGCGAGUAGCCUAGGAGUCCCAGGUAUUAGCGUAAACGUGCGGAAAGACACUCCAAAAUUAAAGAUCGAUACCCCUGAUAGACGCGACCCAGUAACCGACUAUUUGCCCUUGUCGUUCUUAUGGUUCAGAAGUUUCAAAAGAAGGAAAUGAAAGAAAUUUCCAUUGCCAAUCACCGACAGAUAUAUAGGUGAAAAAUUGUAAGUGGUUUGGACCCAAAGAAUAUAGAAGGGCAAUAACCAUGAAUGGAUUCUUGAGACGGGGUGAUUUUCAUACAUGCUUAACAAGAAAAUUCAGAAAGAAAGUCCAAAAAAGCGCAUAGUAAGAGUUUUGGGGUAGGGAGUGGGACACUGGAAGUCAUUUAAUCUCAGUACCGCAGUCAAACGUUUGAGGCGUGUUUAUAAACUACAAGCGCCUAAGUGAAAUUAUGUUAGCAAAUGGCACCAACAGUAACCUUACAACACCAGUUCCAGUUUUCAAUUGCUUUUAACUUUCUCAACAAUAAUUGAAUUAACAAUACGCUAUUAAACUUUAUGUACAUUAAAGGUUACAAACCCUGCCUCUGAAGUAGUUUGCGUAGCCCUAAGAACUAAAAUAAAAAGAAGUGACUUAAAUAGCGCUAUCCCCUCGCUUUCAUUGAAAUACCGCUUUUAUAGACCUCAGUUAGUAAAUGACACUUUUCUUCUUGUGUUCACAGGAACAAGGUCAAAGUUUAUUGAUGAACUAGUCCAAAGUCCAGUGGAUCAACUAAUUCCCAUAUCUACCCAUCUGGUAAACAACGUUGAGAAAACGCUACGCACAAUAGUGCAAGAUGCAAUCAAUAAAAGUUUGUCCAGUUUCCCAACUCUCAAGCAAGCGGUCGAGGCCAAGGUGGUGAGCAAGAUUUUCGACACAAAGCGAGAGCAGACCAUUCAGUUCAUUCAGCAGUUUCUCGAGAUGCAGAAGAAGAGCAUUGAUGAUGUGUUUGCACCAGUUCCAUUUCCGGAUGAGCUGAACUCGUGGGAAACCACGCCUGCUUACAAUAUCAAGACUCGUGACCCAUUCCCUCAUCCUUGCAACAAGUCGCGGACAACGUCCCACCUGAAAGACCUGGCGAAAAAGCUCUAUCCCAAAGAACUGAUGGAAGAAAUUGAAGGCCAUAAUUCACGAGGAAGUUAUAAGGUUAGCUCAGUAGUUUCAGAACACACAUGCAUGGAAAUUAGGCUGGGAAUCUAAACUGGCUUUGUAGUCAUUUCAUCUUUUGAGAGUGAGCAAUACCCCUAAGAGCGACCAUUCAAAUAAAACCUUAAGUAUUUUUACAUCGCACUUUCCUUGAUUGCAUGUGAACUGUUUCAGACUAACUUUUGAAUCUGUGGAUUAGAAACUAUAAUUUGACCAUUCAGAUUUGAAAGAACUACCGCAUGCAUGGAGCUAUUAAUUAUGCUAUAUUAACUGGUUCUAACUUUCAAGUCUUUGGUCGUGUGACCAUUCAAAUUAGACCUCUCAACGAGUUCUUUAAUAAUAAUAAUAAUAAUAAUAAUAACUGUUUAUUCACAAAUCCAAAUCGGAAAGUGAAAAGGAGAUAAAAGAGGUUAUCCCUUUCUAGUUUAUCUCCUGAUAAUAAAAUACAUUAAGAAAUAAAUUAAUUAUUUACAACUGUUUAAAAUAGUAACUAUAUAUGUAUAUAAAACAUCACAUAGUAAAAGAACUUAGUGUUCACUAGGAAAAUCUGUAAGGUAACGUCUCAGUCUGUUCUUGAAAAUAUUCAAAUUCUCCGCCUCAGCAACUUCCUUUGGAAGAUUGUUCCACUUAUCUAUUAUGCGUAUAAAAAAUGAAUGUUUAAAACUAUUUAAAGUUGCUGAUGUAAGCUUAAGUUUAAAACGAUGGUUGGCUCUUAAGGGCCGAAAAUCAUGUGCAAAUGUGAAAAAUGCCGAGGGAUCAAGUCCAUUAAGUCUAUUUAUUGUCUUAUAACACUCGAUAAGCGACGAAAAUAAUCUUCUUUGUUCAAGUGAUGGCCAUUUAAGGAGCUUUAGGCGUUCUUCGUAAGGCAUGUCUUGCCCAAUAUUUCCAAGGGCGCAUUUAGAUGCUCUACGUUGUACUUUCUCCAAGGUGUUUAAGUCUUUUUUAAGGUGCGGACACCAAACUGGAGAGCAGUACUCGAGUAUCGGACGUACUAGACUCUUAUAAAGUUUUGAAAACAACUGAGGAUUUUUAGGACCCACCGUUCGCCUAAUGAAUCCAAGCACACUAUUUGCCUUAUUUGCGCAUUUGUUAGCUUGCAUACUCCAUGACAGGUUCGAAGUAAUAUAGAUUCCGAGAUCCUUAACUUCAGAUACAGCUUUUAAUUGGUUACCACAUAGAUGGUAUUGAGGACUUGAGUAAUCAUUUUUUUUAGAAAUGCGCAUCGCUUCGCAUUUAUCUGUGUUAAAUUUCAGCUGCCAGACAUGGCUCCAAGAUUCCAGGCGAAUAAGAUCUUUCUGUAGCUCUUCAACAUCUUCCUUAGUAUCCCUGAGUAUCCUAUACAAUUUCAUAUCAUCUGCAAAAAGUUUUGUGCUUGACAUAAUGUUUCUUGAAAUAUCAUUAAUAUACUCCUACUUAUUUUACAAUAUUUUACGUGACGAAAGUCAGUGUUUUUCUUAAAUUUCUAUUUCAGCCACCUAGGAGAGUCAGUAAAGAUGAAUUAAACAGGUGCAUUUAAUUUCUUUUCCUCAGGAGCUCGAAGAUAUAAAGAAGGUAAAAAAGAACGUUGUACGCUGCUUCAACCUGAUCAAAAUGAACGUCUGCGAUACAGUCCCCCGCUGCAUUCUUCAUUUUUUCAUCACUCAGCUGGUGGAUGACCUUGAGCACGCCUUGGAAAAAGAAGACUUGGUCGAGUUCUUGAAAGAAAAGCAGGAUAUCCUGGAAAGGCGUAAAGUGUGUCGUGCCCAGUUCUCCGCUCUGAAGCAAGCGCUGCCUCACACUGACGAAGUGUUAAAGAAAUUACUGCGCAUGAGGGGCGGAUCUGGCGCACGUCAGCAGUUGCAGUUUUAAAUGUCAACUCUACAAGACGUAGCGACAAAAGUUAUCAAUAGAAAUAUUAAGAUUAAAUUAGGCUAUAUAUUAAAAAAAUAAAGUAGUACGUGCACAAAAACGCGCACUCAGGAACAACGAAAGGCAAGAUGAGAGUUAUCAGUUUUUUUUUACUUACCGAAUGAAUAGAUCGCUAAAAUAUUUUAAACUGGCAAUGAAGAUCCUAUCAGUGAAAUGAAAAAAUAGUUUUUUCAGCAGCAUCUAGUAUUUUGCAUUUUGUUGGAAUCGCUCCUUCUCCGGCAGGCAUGAGAUGUCAGCCCAGUAUGGUUGGUGUUUAUGAUGUUAACUAAAAUUAUAAGUGUAAUGUCGUUAGUUUUACAGUCCUAGAAGUGACCAAAAUUAAUAUUCUUCAACAAUAUCAAUGCAAUGUAGAGAAUCAGGAGAAAAGGUCAAGAUGAUUAAUAAACAGAACACAGAAGAGGGAAAAAUGUUUUGACUUUUUAAAACAAUUCUAUCAACUAGUUCUUAAACUAUAAAUCUGUGGAAAUCGGAAAUUGAGAGUGGAUAUUGUCACCAAAACAGUUAAAAGAAACUGUAGUACUCAAGAGACCAAGUUAUUCUGGGAAUUCAAAGGUCAACUAGUCAUUAUUUUCGGAGAAAAAGCGGAAGGGCGUUAGAAAGAGCUAACCUGUUCCAGGCAGUUAGUUUUCAAUUGAGUCGCUUGUUCUUGAUGGAUCAAGACUAUAAAAUCGUUAUAUAGCUGAUUCAAUAAAGGCUGCUUUGGACAUUGAGAAUUACGCACUGGUAAGCUAUUGUUUGGUGGUCACUCAAGCAAUGCAUUGCCGUGGGUUUCAUAUGCCCAGUUGUCAAUGGCCAAUUGCUAGAGCAAUCUAAAUUGAAUUAGGUAGAGUGGGCUAUAGGUCGAGGGAACAUGGGUUUCGUCUUAAUGAAGGUCACGUUUUGUUUUGUUUUGAUUUUUUACACAAUAAAGUUGGAUUACCCACCCACCAAGCUUCCUUUGAAUUUCCCAGAAUAUGACCCUAAGACAUUUAGGAAAACAGCCGCUAACGUACAACUAAUGCCAAAUAUUGAGACAUUGCAGUUAGCGCAUAAUCGUGCAUGCCUAGUAGUCUACUACCUAUUUCUAACUGAUAAAGUAAAAACACUCUCGUUUUCGAGGCCCGAAUUAUCAUUUACAUUUCCCCUUCUUUCUUACAUCAGUUUAUUCGUAAAACACCAUAACGGUAACAAGAACUAUCCAAUCUGUGGAACUCAGCCUACAUUUGAGUUUCCCAGCCAGCAUGUGCUAACGAUCUACAACGCUGGGUAGCGCCACAACCCGAAACCUGAUUUAGAUUCAUGAGAAUGUCAAGAAAAAAACCAGUUGAAUUUAAAAGAAAAGGUGCCGUUUCAGUGCAGAGACCCGCUCAAACUAAGUCAUACUGAAUGUGAAGAAACCUAAGUUUUGAGCAGUAAAAGUCAAUGUGACAUUUGUCACAGCAAUAAGGAAUUCAAACGAUACAUCCCUUGGAUGCUGAGGAUCUGGUGCCAAAAUGUGCCUCUCAGGUUUUCCAAGAAAGCUGCUUAAAGAUUCCCAGUAAUAAAAGAUAAGUGUGUCUGGUAUAAAUUUCCAUUUCGCGUUGUCGUCCUCGCAAACUGUGAAGAAAGGCAUACGAUACACUGACUUCUUGGAAAAUUCAACGAGCAGGUGAAACUGUGAGUAGUGGUACGAUGGCCAUUUUAAGAACCGCUGUAAUCUAUUAUAGUUUAGCUAAAUUAAGUUUUCACAAUACACUAUCUCAGCGGCUCAAUUCAAUAAUGCUUAAACUAAGGCAUAGUGCUUAUUUUUCCCUGGUGAUAUGGGUGCAAAUGCAGACGAUGCAAGCUCAAUAUGAGAGAUCUUAUGAAAACAUCUUCUGUGAUGCUAAAGAUUAAACCCAAUUCAUUUAAUCUGGGGCCAGCUAGAAUUAUCCGUGCUGUUGCCGAGCGAUGAUGAAUCUUCUGUAGCUCGCGGCCCUUUCGAUUUGUCCGGCUGAUAAUUCGAGAUGUUUCAAAGCACUACCGUGAUUUGGUUAUUAAUAGAUUUAGUAGGGUAACACCCUCCUACAUUACGUCAUUUCCGCCUUGAUGAUAUUACCAUUAGCAAAUAUUAAGCCAGCCAUUUACGUUAUCAAGUUAUGAUAGUUUAUCAGUGGUAUCUGUGGUGCUACACCGAUACCAACAAAUUUAGAUAAAAUCAAUUAUAAUGCGCUCAGGUUAUGAUUGCGGCCUGUCUGGGCCCAGUUACGAAAGCCGAUUAGCCUUAUCCAUGCAGGGUGACCAAAGUUUUGAAAAUUUCCUCAGAGACCUAGUUCUGUUAUUAAAUCCAAACUGACAGUUCAGAACGGUCUAUGAGAAAGCAAAAGCAAUCGUGGGUUCAAAUGGACCCGAAACUGGGUCGUGUUGAUUUAAUUUAUGACUGCAUUGUCCAGUGUCAAUUAGAAAGUGAAAUUUCAAAUAUAAUUACAGUUUUGAUAAUGGAUAGUUCCAUUAAAUUGUUAAAUAGACAAUAAAUAGACCGUGUAGAAAACUCUGGGUGGUUGUAGCUUUUCUUGCGUAGUAAAAUACACUUAUGAGGCCUCGAUCAGAUCGAAUAGUGCAGGAUGACAGAGGGUGUUCCAAAUCUCCCACCUCCCAAACCGUGAAUGCCCAACUCCCGCCCCUUUUUCUUAGCUUCCUCUCCUUAGUCCUUUCUCCUUACGAAACAUAAAGCAUCGUUGUGUAAUUUCCACCUAUUUCUCCGCUUCCCGCCCUUUAGAACUCCCUUCUUCUGCUCUUUUCUCUCCCGCCUCCCCUACUCCUCCCUCCGUAUAUUUUUGCCGUGCUUCCACCCCCUUUCCCUCUCAACCCUGGAAGUGUGCAAUAAACAAAUGGGAUAAACUGGUCAUUCUCAUGCAUCAAAACUUCAUGUAUUGAUCGCCUAUUUACCUGCGAACUGUGUUAUUUUAUUCUCUAUAGCCCUUUAAUUUUGAUAUGUCAAGCGAGAUUGAGUCACCAGUGUCCAAAUAUGGCAGAAGCAGUGAGUUCGGUGGUGUAUUGGAUUUCAUACAAUCCAUGAUAAGCAACGACACCCUUCGAAAAUCAUUUGAUAUUCCACAUUUAGUCAUGGUCGGUCGACAAAACAUGGCGAAGACAACGCUUAUCAACCGUCUGAUCGGGCGAUAUCUUCUGCCCAUGCGACGAAACGAAACAGCCAACACUCUUCAAGCGCGGACUACAUACCCCAUCAUACUCAAUCUCCGAAAUGGUCCCAAGACAAUCGUGGAAGUGCGAUGUGAUUCGUGCCAGGGUAUUGGAGGAGAGGUAGAAAACCCCACGGAUGAUCAAGUGGAGGAUUUCCUUAAACAAGUUGCCGGUCAUCUUUCCAAAGAAGAAGGAACUCCUAUAUCCAAGACCCCAGUUAAUGUGACCCUUCAAGGUAUGAUAAUGUUUGAUGAUGGAAAGAAGGUUACCUUUAAUUCGGUCAUUAGAACUACACCUUUGAUCUUUAAGGUGCCUUGUCCUCGUUUUGUUAGAACACUUUACUCGGUCAGAUAUUUUCUGAGCAUUGUCUCUGGUACUAGACAAAAUACAAGCUGUUCAAACAAAUGAUUUUUUUUUUCUUACUUAAUGUUUCAGUUAGACAAAAUUAACCUUCGUCAGGGGCCGGAAAAACGUCUCUAGUACUAUUCUGGUACCGUGAGGUACCAUCCCGCUAACUCUUUCAAUCUGCCUGCCUCAGGUCCCAAUCUCACCACUUUGACUUUAGUCGAUCUUCCCGGCGCUCACUUUGCCAACGACGAUCCUCGGAUGAACCAGGCAACCCAAUCUCUUGUGUUAGACUACAUUGAGAAGAACACCAAAAGCAUUAUCGUCAUAGUUUCCGAAGUAGGGGACCCCACAGGAGACAGUGCUAUUAACCUGGUCAUGCGAAAGGCUAAAGAUUUCAGGCAGCGGACCAUAUGUGUACUGACUAAACCAGACAGGCUGAGAGAAUCAGACGACAUGGGCGUAAAAGUAGCAUUGAACAAGUCAAGUUUCACCCUGGAGGACGGUCGCUUCAUUGUGUUAAGAGGUACAAUAGCAGUUGUUGCGUUAAUCUUCUUUGCACAUCACCAGGAGCCCAUAACCUACAGCGAGCAGCUUUGAUCUACUCGUGUCAUGGCGUUUUCACCAAUCAGUUUAUUUUUAGAAAUAUUUUGGCGCGAAUUUAGAAUAUCUUUCAAGUCACUUAAACCAGUCAGAAUUAAACUAUACAAACCUAAAAAAAGUAUUAUGAAUUUUUUGGUAUGUUAUCAUUUGAAUGCGCACUUAGGCGAAGCAAAACUUCCAUUUUUUGCAAGAAAAAGUUCUUUUAAAUGUACGUAACAACAAACUGGUCCUUAAAAAGCGCUGUGACAUAGAUCCAGUAUGGGAAGAGCUCGCUCUGGCUUAGAAUCUAAUACUCAGGCCAUAACGUUUACAAAGACUUUUAUGGUUGUAAACAAUCCAAAGUGAAAGGGCUGUCGGUGGGAACCUGGCCUCCUUGGGUUGGACGAGAGGCGAACGUCUUUUUCUUGAUUCAAUCAAUUUAAUUUCGAACUGUUAGAUUAACUAUUUUUUCUGGAAAAAAAGUUAAGAGUUUUAAUUUUAUCAAAACUAAAGGAGAACCCUAAAACUAAUUAUGAAAGAGGAAAGAACUAAAGCUAUUCUCCACGCAUUCUGUCAACAACCAGGAAAAGAUGGCACAGACGAGAACGAAAAGGACUGGGACGCGGAGAUGACCCGUGUCAAGGAAAAGGAGUGGUUCGCGCGUCAUCCUCAAUACAAAAGCAUUCUUCAACUGUGUGGAAUUGACAAGCUCAUGGAUACCAUGAUCUCACUUCUGGCCCAAAAAAUGAUCACCGAAAUUCCAGUCUUAGUGCGCGAAAUGAAGGAACGAAAGGCAAAGGUAGGGGAUGAGAAAAAUGACUUCCUCCCUUUUAACUUUAUCCAACAAUCAGAACAAUCUAAGUAUCUGAGUAUAGUAUCCCAAAAGUAAUUUACGUCACCCGUUCAACCCCAAAUAUCGCGUGUAUAGAACCUUUGAACUUUUUUCGCAGGGUCAUUUUAUAUGUGCUAUAUUUUCCUUUUUAAACCCCGAUUCACUUACACUCGCUAAUUAAACAUCUCAUUGCUGUUUCUAGGUGGAAUCAGAACUCAAACGUCUGGCUCAUAGCGAAGUACCUGAGUCGAGUGAAGGCAAAGGAGCGCUUGUAAUGAAAGUUAAACAAGCCCUCAUAUGCCAGCUGAAGACGCUACUUUUUAACAACACGUCCGACAUUGGAGGAGGAGAGCAAGUGCGAACAUUGUUUAACAAAUUCCACGACGCUGUUUUCAAGGUGGGCGAAAAGAUAGUGCCAAUUAAAUCUUUCGUUAUUGAUUACUUACGAUACAUUUNAGUACCUGAGUCGAGUGAAGGCAAAGGAGCGCUUGUAAUGAAAGUUAAACAAGCCCUCAUAUGCCAGCUGAAGACGCUACUUUUUAACAACACGUCCGACAUUGGAGGAGGAGAGCAAGUGCGAACAUUGUUUAACAAAUUCCACGACGCUGUUUUCAAGGUGGGCGAAAAGAUAGUGCCAAUUAAAUCUUUCGUUAUUGAUUACUUACGAUACAUUUGAGACCUGCCCCGUACUACAAAAAACUAUCCGCGACAAAACUGUUGAGGCACUGUAAUACAUAGAGGUGUUUUGGGGUACCCUAAUAAAGACAGCCCCCCUUCCCUUCCCCCGAAGUCAAUGUUGGGUCGUUUGGUGCUGCCCACAAACCUCAUGACCAACGGUACAACAUAGGGGGAGGGACAAGGGGCACCCCUGAAAGGUAUUUUGAACUAUUUUUGAUUAGAAACUUGUUUUAUCGCCAAUUGUACCAAGGAAAAAAUGAAAGGGCGGUAUCAGCAGUUUCUUUCAACUUAUACCCGUAAGAUUUCGAAGGAAAGUUAUGUUUGUUUGAUUUUUGAAAUAAACUUUUUUUCCAAAUCUAGGUAGACCCCCUGGUCAAGCGAAGUGAUGAUGAGAUACGAAAACAGCAAAGGAAGCUCGAGGGUGUGGCAGCUCCUCUUGGUGACAGUAGUGAAAACAGCCUGCUGUUGCAAAAACUACUGUAUGAGUCAUACCAAGGAAGGAGUACUGUGCCAGUUGCGAGUAGCACAGGAUUCCCAGGUAUUAGCGUAAAUUUCUGAAAGACUCUCCGAAGUCCUAUAGAUCGAUACCCCUGUGUUACUGCCGGCUCCUGCGUUACACUUACGACUCGAAAAACACACGCGUGACGUCACGCACGGUUUGGUAUUCCACCCCAUAAUGUGUUGUGAGAGCAAAAAAGAAAACCAUGUGCUCAAUCGAAAGAAAUGUGUUACGGUAAAAUCGUUUUUGGAGCAUAGUUUUAUACGGUUUAUAAUGUUUUAUAACCGUUAUCAGAGGACACAAACGUAAGUUCCAGUUCGCUUUUUUUUCGCUAGGUAUUUCUAGUAUUUAUUGUUAUUUACCUUUUGUUUUAGUUUUCGGAACCGUACAAACUGUCCUCGUCGUUCAAGUAAAGUGGUCGCAAAGUAGCAAUUUUCCGGUCAAACGCUUUAGACUUUUUUUUUGUUUUAUCAUUAGUCUCAAGAUAAUGAGCUAAUUUUCUUUAAAACCUCUUAGCGCCUAAGUGAAAUUUAAGGGACCUUACGAUCCGAUAACAGCGACGUCCACGAAAAUGUCGCUGAAAAAAUAGACUUCCCAUUAUUUCACUUUUUUUGCGAUUUUCCAAGGGGCCCAGUUGCUUAAAAGACUGGAGGGAAUUUGGGUUGCAGCUGAAGAGAAGGGACUGCGCCCGAGUUCUGACAGAGACGGUAGAAUUUAUCGCCUUGCCCUUCCCGUUCCCAAGUAAACUUAGGCCACGUCCACACGUAUCCGUUUUUGUUUGAAAACGAAGAUUUUUUCCUCCGUUUUCCAAAAAAUACAUGUCCAUACGAAGCGUAUUCGAAUCAUUUUCGCCCGUCCAUACGAAAACGCUAAACAAUGAAAACACGAGAGCAUCCCUCACAUAGCAUGCGUUAUGAUAGUGGUAAGUCAUGUAUUACAUCAUCGUAUCCGAAAACCUACGUUUUCGUCCGUCCACACGUACACGUGAAAACAGCGUUUUCGAAAAGUUCCGUUUUCAUUGAUCGUUUUCAUCAGAUACGUGUGGACGGAAGCCGUAUCCGUAAAGAAAAAGUUGCGUUUUCAAAUCAAAACGGAUACGUGUGGACAGAGCCUUAAAAUUUGGUCAUUUCACGUCGUAGUUUUGCAGGGUCUGCAAAGAAAUGUACAAAAAAGCGUGAUGCACGUGCAAAGUUGUUGUUUUGCUCAUUAAACCUAUUGCUUUUUUGACGUUCCCGUUGCCGUCGCCGUUGUAGUUUCGUAAGGUCCCUUUUCUUACCAAAUGGCGCCAACAGUGACCUCGUAACACCACUUUCAGUUUUCAAACGCUUAUAUAACUUUAUAAGUAAAUUUUCUUAACAAUAAGUGAAUUAACAGUAUAUUAGUAAAAUAUUAAAAUUUAUGAAAGUUAAAGGUAACAACUCUGCCUUUGCAUGAAGUAGGUCUUAAGAACUGACUUUAAAAAGCGCUAUUCAUUCCCUCUGAUUGAACUACUUUUAUAGACCUCAUUUAGUUCUAAAUGACACUUAUCUUCUUGUGUUCACAGGAACAACGUCCAAGACUAUCGAUGAACUAGUCCAAAGUCCAGUAGAUCAACUGAUUCCCAUAUCCACCCGUCUGGUCAACAACGUGGAGAAAACUCUAAGCACAAUAGUGCAAGAUGCAAUCAAUAAAAGUUUGUCUAGUUUCCCAACUCUCAAGCAAGUGGUCGAGGCCAAGGUAGUGAGCAAGAUUUUUGACACAAAACGAGAGCAGACCAUUCAGUUCAUUCAGCAGUUUCUCGAGAUGCAGAAGAAGAGCAUUGAUGUGGUGUUCGCUGCAGUUCCGUUUCCCGAUGACCUAAGCUCAUGGGAAGCUAUUCUCGCCCUCAAUGGCAAAACCCACCCUUGCAUGAUGUCAAGGACAAUGUCCCACAUGAAGUAUCUCGCGAGAAAGCUUUAUCCAAGUGAACUGAUGGAAGAGGUUGAAGGCCGAAAUUCACGAGGAAAUUAUAAGGUGCGCUCUCAGUAGUUCAAAAACAUACCUGCAUUCAAAUGAGACGAGUAAUCUGAGCCGCCUUUGCCAUUUUCAUGAGCUUGUGCAGAAAACCCUUGUGUGAUCAUUCAAUUCAGUUCAAUUCAAAUUAAACCUCUUCUGAAGUACUUUCUUCGUGUCUUUUGUUCUUUUUUAUAGACUGUCAACUGUUUCUAAUGUUUGAAUCUGUGUAUAAGAACUUGUAGUUUGACCAUGCAAAUCAGUAAAGCUUUCUAGAAGCAGUGCUCCCACAUAUAGUACUAUUUAUUACGCUUUAUUAACUGGAUCUAACUUUCAAGUCAUCCGAUGAAAUCCUAACGUGUGACAGUUCAAAUCAAAACUCAAGUCUCAAGGAGUUGUAGUUCUGUUUAUUUUUUAACAUUUUACGGAACAAAAGUUGGCGCUUUUCUUCAAUUUUAAUUUAAGGGAAUGAGCUAGAAACGUUACAGGAAGUGUACCUGGCCCUUGGAAAUUCAGUUGAGCUAAGCCGGAUGAAAUAUAACAGAUAACAAGGUGUAUUUCUGUUCCUCAGGAGCUCGAAGAUGUAAAGAGGGUCAAAAGGAAUGUUGUACGCUGCUUCAACGUGAUCAAAAUGAACGUCUGCGAUACAGUUCCCCGCUGCAUUCUUCAUUUUUUCAUCACCCAACUGGUGGAUGACCUUGAGCACGCCUUGGAACAAGAAGACUUGAUCCAGUUCUUAGAAGAAAAGCAGGAUAUCCUGGAAAGGCGUAAAGUGUGUCGUGCCCAGUUCUCCGCUCUGGAGCAAGCGCUGCCUCAAACUGACGAAGUGUUGAAGAAAUUACUGCACAUGCGAAACGGAUCUGGUGCACGAGAGAAGCUGCAGUUUUAA
Molecule: messenger RNA, 15812 nt
Organism: Porites evermanni
Lineage: Eukaryota; Metazoa; Cnidaria; Anthozoa; Scleractinia; Poritidae
Source: the annotation of a GenBank genome assembly